UCACGAUCACCUCAGUUCACGAGCGUUCAUCGUCCAGUAUCGUGUUACAGUCGGUGUAUAGGCGUGGCUCAAAGACGAGAAGCCUCGAAGUCCAGGCUGAAACGACACCGAACGAUUCAAUAGCUUCGCUUUAUUAUUACUUUAAAUGCUCUGUGCAUAAAUAUGAUGAACCCGUUUUUGUUUUUUGUGAUGUUAUCACUUAUUAAAGGUGUGUUACAUGAAGAAACAGGAGAACAGAAGACUGCAGAUGAGACUCUGUCAGUGAUGGAAGGAGAAAAUGUCACUCUAAGAUCUGACAUUGCUAAAAAACACAACAAUGAUCGGAUAGUUUGGACAUUUGGAAACACUCGAAUAGCUCAGAUGAAUGUUGAGCCCGGUAAGAUCUCAUUAUAUGAUGGGGACCGUGAAGUAUUUCACAACAAGCUACAAUUGAACAAAGAUACUGGAGAUCUGACUAUUACAUACAUCACAACUGAACACACUGGAGUUUAUAAAAUAGCGAAUCUCAACAGCGAGGGAUCCAAGAUAUUCAUCGUUAAUGUCACUCAUCUGCCUGUUCCUACCAUCUCUAUAAACGCUUCAUCAUCAGAAAGAUCUUCAGUGUCAAAAUGUGUGUUGUUGUGCUCAGUGAUGAAUGUGACACAUGCGAGUCUCUCCUGGUACAAAGGAAAGAGUUUAUUGUCCAGCACCAGUGUGUCUGAUCUCAACAUCAGACUCUCUCUACCUCUCGAUGUGGAAUAUCAGCGAUACAAACACAUACAGCUGUGUGGUGUCUAAUCCGGUCAGCAACCAGACUCAACAUCUCAACAUCACUCACGUCUGUGGACUCAUUCCUCCAGCACAUGGUCUACAGCCGUUACAUAUAGCACUCAUAGUGGUAUUCGCUGUGAUUUUCACAGUUGCUCUUUUUGUUGGGAUUUGCUAUAAGAAGUUUCGAAAACCGAAGAAUAAAGCCCAGCCUACUGAAGAGGAACUGCAUGUUUUAAAUGGUUCUAGUCCAGCUGAUCAACGAAAUGUUGGUCUGAGUGAUGGGGAUCAGGUUGAUCAGCCAAAUGAUGCAAGGGUAGAAACGUCUAAUCUAGAGGCAGAUUCUCAUAACCUGCUGAAUGAUGAGGGUGAAGUUGAGCAGCCAAAUGAUGGUCUAAAUACUACAGAAUAUGAUGAUGAGAUAAAAGAGAUAAAAGAUGAAUUCAAGACACUUUAUGUGCAAGAGGGAGAGUGUGUUACUCUGCGGGUUAAUGAACUAAUUGAGGAAGAUGAUGUGAUACAAUGGAGUUUUGCUGAAUCCAGACUCAACACAAUUAAAACUGAAGUCAUUGCUGAAAGGACAAACGCAAAUGAUGGGAAAAUCUUAUGUAGCGAUAAGACACUUCAGCUAGAUAACCAGACCGGUUUUCUGACCAUUACAAACAUCACACCUAACGACACUGGACAUUAUAAACUAUGGAUUCCCAAAAAGAGGAUUUCGAAGACAUUCAACAUUACUGUGAAUAAAAGGGUUAAAGGAGACAUUCCUACUGACAACAGAAGAGGGGCCAACAGUGAACCUAGAAAAAACACUACAAAUGAUGAAACGGCUACAUCCAGUUAGUAUUUGAGGCUGACUAACCGAUGUGAAUUGGAAUCAGCAAUUGUAAGUUUACGGAAGUGGCUUGAAUUCUGUCUUCAUGAACAAUUUACUGAAAUCAAGCCUCUUACACAGCCAAUAUUUGUUUGGAUUUGUUGGACUUUGCGUUAAGAGCAUUGCGUUAACAAUGCAAGGUUGUGUGUUGAUCCCAGGGGAUUGCACAUACCUAAGUAUAAAUGUAUAAAUUACUGCAAUGUAAGUUGCUUUGGACAAAAGCGUCUGGCAAAUGCAUAAAUGUAAAUAUAUAAAUGUAUAUUUGUUAUAAGAUGCGCUUUAUAAAUGUGAAUGAUUUGGGUGCUGUAGUAGUUAUCUCUCCUAAAAAGCUGAAGAACUCUGGAGAACUCGAGCAUCAGAGUAAACGAGACGAGAAAUAUGAAAGUGAAAAUGGGGUGACCCAGAAUGGGGUGACAGUCGAAUCUUCGCAGAGGUGUUACGCAAUGGGGAUCAUGCCAUUUUGUUUACAGAAGCAAUGGCGUAGCAGACGGGCACCCACUGCGGCGCUAAAGUAUUAUUUAUGAUGUAAAGAAUGGGACAUUUUUAGGGUUGGCUACCGAAACCCCCGUCUUCUGUGCUGCGAGACCUGUAAAGAGAAGAAGAGCGGUCUGCACGCAGAUGACUCGGAAAUGAAUGUGUACACCAUUUCCAAACAUUUCUCACUUACUUGAUGCCAAGUAAAAGCGCCUUGUUGGACACAGCCCCUAAGCAAACGCACAGUAAGACAAAGUGUUGAUAACUCUAAGCUGCACAUAUUGACCCGUGUUCUGUUUACUAUCACGUGUCAUGCAUGUUCAUGAUGAUGUAGGAUGAAUGAAAACGCACCAGGGUUCGAUAGAAUCAAGAUGGGACAAAACAGCUUGUGAGGGGACAAACGCAUUCGCAAUCGCAUUCACACAUCAAAUGUACAUCUACAGUGUUUCCUCUUCAUUCCUGGUUACUUUGCAACAGAAAACACCACGAGAGCCCAAGUUCCAGUUUUACGUGAAAUAUGAAUGGCCUCUAAAAACGCAUAAUCGGAUGUUAACUGAAGAACUGUGCGUUAAUGCGCCUGCACACACACACACACAAACACACACAUGUCGGGGACAACCCUAAUUUGUAUUACAUUUUUAAAUUUCCUGCAUCUGGUGCCAAUACAGAAAUGUAGUUUUCUGAGAAACUUAUCUAUGCAUUUUUAUUUAAAUAAACCCUUAUUUACUAUCA
Messenger RNA from Triplophysa dalaica, 2827 nucleotides. RefSeq lists its product as uncharacterized. The transcript has 12 exons. Lineage: Eukaryota; Metazoa; Chordata; Actinopteri; Cypriniformes; Nemacheilidae. The record is from RefSeq and is a predicted model, not a curated record. The coding region runs from base 644 to 1591 and encodes 315 amino acids.